Ruditapes philippinarum (Manila clam) is the source of this 3038-nucleotide messenger RNA. RefSeq lists its product as uncharacterized. Lineage: Eukaryota; Metazoa; Mollusca; Bivalvia; Venerida; Veneridae. Bases 149 to 616 code for a protein of 155 amino acids. The transcript is spliced from 2 exons. The record is from RefSeq and is a predicted model, not a curated record.
AUGGAAUACCACAUGUUUCAUUUCUGGAUUUUCCUGGUGAAAUUCAACUGUAGCCAAUUUCACAUUUUUAUGUAACCGUCAUACUUGAAGCAAUAGGCUUCCGAAGAAGUUUUCUAGCAAAAUAAAAAAUAAAAACAGACAUAACAAAAUGUAUUUAAACCCAUUGGACAUACAUUAUUGUCAAGAUUCCAUCAGUAACACAUUUUCAUCUGGAGCAAACAUAGGAGAUGUACUUGACGAUGUAUGCGACGGAAGGACUCCCUUGUCAAGCUUUCCAAAGAUUGCAGUGAAUAAAAAGAAUUCCAAAUGGUACACCACCGAUAAUAGACGUCUUUGGGUUUUUAGACAACUUCGCAGACUGGGGAAAUGCGGGGAAAUCCCCGUGGUUAAGACUGGAUCUAUUUCGUCCGAAAAAAUGACAACGAAUAAUGACGGUGUGGAGAUUGAAGUCCGUGGUGGGAUUUACGGGGUGUGGUUUUGGAAGCCUAACGGAGCAGGAUCGAACCCAAAUGGCACAUACGCAUGUACAUGGCCCGAAAAUAGUGUGCCAGUCUACCUUCAUUCUUUUAAAUACGACAACGACUCGGAUGAUUCUGACAGUGAUGGGUACUUGUGAUUAAAUCGUACACAAAUACUUUCACAAGACAGAGGCCGGUGUUUUAUUGUUUGUUUGUAUUAUUGUUGUUGUUGUUGUUUUUUGCUGUUGUUUUUUUCGUUUUUUUCUUUGUUUGUUCCAAGUAGUUUCAAAAUCCCCUAAUUGUUGACCUUUGAUCUCCAAGUGUGACCUUGACCUUGAAGGUUGGUUUAUUGUUGAAGAGUUUAUUAUAUCAAGAUAUUAAUACUAAUUUUAAAAUCUUAAUUUUUAUCAAUGUGAUUGUUUUUAUUUUAUUUCUUUUUAUUUUUACAUUAAAACAUGUAUAUUUUUGUAAAUUUUAUUGCCUCUCGCCUCUGUAGGUGCAAGUUUAUAGUUUUUAUAUCUAAUAAUAGGUUUGUCGAUAAGAUAAUGAUUUUAAAUCAACAAAAUGUUGUUCGAUUCUUUUAUCAAUAUUUAUCCUUAUGAUUUUUAUAGAGAUAUUUAUGUUUUAUAAUUUAGUAUGCAUGCAAUAUAUAAUUUCGCAAUGUAUGUACAACAAACUGUGAUAUCCGAGGCAGAGUGAUUAAGGUCGCCAACUUUAUAUUAUUUGCACAACACCGUUGUUGGUUCGAGUCCCGUGCCAGAUUAAUAAUAUCUGUCAUAUUUUGCGGUUCGGAUCGAAAUAUCCGUCCGGAGGUGACCCGUCCUUUGGGUGGUAACGAGGCUUGCCGGGUUACCGCCCAUGGGCGGGUGACCAAGGGACGGAUAUUCUAAUUCGAACCGCAAACAUUUGUCAGAUAUUUUUUCUUGCAUAUUCUACCAUAUUCCAUUAUAUUUUAAAUCCUUUAUCUUUAUUUUCAAUGGAAAUUUUUAUCAUUACAAUCGUAACUACUUUCUUACAACAGCGUACGAAUUACAACUUCAUUCAUAACCAUCCUAAGCGUGCCAUUGUACAGCACGCGACUCAUCUGGCACCCCCCAUGCCAGAUGAAAUUUCCGGCAUGGGUAAAACUCACGGAAACGCCACUCUGAUAUGCAAGAAACUGAAACUGAAUUCUUAUAUCUAGCUAGCUUAUAUAUAUUUACGGAAAUAUCGGCGGUUCUACGCAGGUCCUUCUUCGUCGGUAGAAGUUGAAAUGCCACCAAAUGACAAUUUAAAAACAGUGUUAAUGUAUAACUAACUUAAAAUCCAAACAAAAAAUAUGAAAAACUAUUAAGUCGCACGGUUUUAAUGCACAUACACAAAAAGUUUGUACAUACAGUCAAUUGGCAAGGCCAUGUGAGAUUAUCAGACUUUUAAAAAGUGUCAUUUAAACAUUUUGUAAGAAAUUGGCAUGAUUUGUAAAAAAUGCAUACCCUAUUAUUACGUUAAUACAUUGUUUCGUGGUUUUCAGCUACAUCUGUGUUGGUGGGUGUAUUUGUUUUAAUUGUUUUGUUAUUUUUGAGAUAUAUAUUUUUAUAUUUAGGGAAAAUAUAUAUGUUUGUUUAAUUUCCUUUCCGAUAAAUAUAUUUUCUGAAAACGUGUUUUUCGAAAACGAACGGUUAUCUAAAUAUAAUUAUGUUGAUAUAGUUUAAGGUUAUUUAUAGCUAUUGAUGUACAUGUAUUUCAAAUACCUAACAUUUUAUUUUAUACUAUCUAUGUUUAGUUUAUUUACUUACCGUGUUAUUUAAUAUCACAACAACGUUAUAAUUUAGUUUAAUUAAUAAAUUACUUAAUGAAUUUAUUUAUUUUGAUAAUUUAAUAAAUGAAUAAAUUAAUUGUUUGAUUAAUUAAUUGAUUGAUUGAUUGACAUUCUUAUCAUUAAAUAAUUUAUUUCUAAUAAUCUAUUUUUUAUAUUUAUUUUCUUUUGCAGAUGUAACUGUCAACAUUUUUUAUAUAAAAGACAUAUUGUGAUAUUGACUGCUUUUUUAACAUGGUGUUAUUCUGUGAUUAGUUAACAAAAAAAAACGCACUCAUUCGUGGUUAUAAACAUAAAUACCAUUAAUUUUGUUGAGCGUUUUUAAGUCUUUACUUUAAAGCUGUUUAAGGUCAAAUUAUGAUUUGAUGAUUUACCACAAAUUAUAUUUAGUGUCCAAGUUUAAUGUCCAAAUUUUGUUUGACACUAAAUAUGUAAGUAUUCAUCGGUAUUUAUUUCAAUUUAUUUUUGGAAACUGUAAGUUACUAACAGAUUUUUUGAAAAAUAAAAAUGAUAGCAUUUCUGAGGCAGAAUUGGCCUUUAAGGCAAUAAUGGUCUUCUAUCAUUUGUUACAUAUACAUGUAUAAUUGAUAUUGUGUCAUAAUUUUUUAUCGCAUGUUAUAUGGUUUCAUACGUUUUUCUCUGGAAUAUAUAUACUCAUUGUGAUUUUGUCUGUGAUAAUCAAACGUUUUAUUGUUUGUUGUUGUUGUUGCUGCUGCUGUGUAUUAAAAUCAUGUGAUAAGCACCUCUUCAAUAUUUAGUGUUUUCUUUAUUAAUAAAGUUUAUUU